Messenger RNA from Alternaria atra, 801 nucleotides. RefSeq lists its product as uncharacterized. The transcript is spliced from 2 exons. NCBI's taxonomy places the organism in Eukaryota, Fungi, Ascomycota, Dothideomycetes, Pleosporales, Pleosporaceae. The record is from RefSeq and is a predicted model, not a curated record. The coding region runs from base 1 to 801 and encodes 266 amino acids.
AUGUCGAAAUCACCGAAGGAUUCAACGCGAUUCACAGCCACCGGAGUGUGGGCGCACACAAGACCUGGCGGGCGGGCAACGACGCUGCAAUUCGCAGAUCCCGCACCGAAAAAUGAAACGCCACAACAGAAAGUCAAGCGGUUAAGAGAGGCUGCGAAUAGGGCGAAGAUGGCACAGGUGACGAGGUGGGAUUACAUGUACUUGUACGGCAGAAUGGCGGCGGAUGCGGCGCAUAGAUUUACCGUCUACGGCUUGAUCUUUGCAACGGGUUGCGUAGGUGUCCUCGCAGUCUUCUCAAUAGGUGAUAUGAUCGUCUACAAUCGACGGAAACGAGCAAUCUACUUCGCCGAAGAGGAACGAGCCCAAGCCAAGAUCCUCGAACUUGCCCGUUCCGCCGUUGCAUCAGGGACCGCCACACCCGCACAAGCCGCCCUCGUUACAGGUAUCGCCGAGGAGCAAGAAGCAUUUGAGAAAAAGAAGGCAGAGCGAAAGGCUCCUUCUAAGCUGCUAUGGUGGCUGCAUGGUGACUGGAAGGAGGAACAAGCAAUCGCGGAACAGAGGAGACUGGCGGUCGAGGAGAUCAAGCGACAAGAGGGGCAAGGAAACCAAAACCUGGGCAUUGCUGCUGCGGUGCAAGAGGCCAGGGCGAACGACAGCACAUCCACAUUCACAACCUCGACGUCAUCAACACCAGUAGUCGGAGGCCCUCUAGACAAUACAGCAGAGAAGGCAGUACACAAGGUCGAGGAAACCGGCAAGGGGUGGUUUGGAUGGAUGAAGGGUGGAUCUAAGAAGGAGUAG